AUCGACAGUCGCAUAGAUAAAGCACUUACAGACUGCAUAGCUCUCAGUAGCUGUCAUUUGCUUGGUGUUGGGAUGGAUAUCGUUGCAGUUCCUGUAUGAACCACUCUCAGCUCCUCGCAAAGAGACUGGGGGAUAUAUUAGCUUCAUAGCGUGUCUUGCGUCUUCCAGUCCGAGAACAACAUGCAGACAGUCCCAUAGAGAUUGUUAGUUGUGUGGUAUGCGUCUCCAUUUCAUCCUGAUGCUAUUGACUCGUACUUUCCGUCCCAGCCAGAUAUAGCAGCCUCAGGCAGCCCAAGGUCCCCGGGAAGCCCGCAUCAUAUUCGAUUCCUCUGAACAGAGUCCUUGGAUCAAAACACUUCAAACCAUCUUAUCUUUGAGCCUCCAAGCAGAUCCUUCUAAUAACAUUUCCUACCACCGCAGCCCCACAACUCAGCCAUGGACAUAGUCGCUUUCGUACUGAUGUCGUCAACCGCAAAAGACCAUUUCAUCGAGCAACUCGAGACAACACACCAAGACAUGAGCGCCAGAUUCCUGCAAUAUAAAACACAGACCAGAGAGAGCACGAGGGGAGAAAGGCUUCUCGAGGAAGAAAGGGCCCUGCUCCUAGACUUGGUGAAAGAGUACGAUGCGCUGAUUCUGCGGAUACGUGUGGCGACGUUUUAUCUGCGAAUCGAACUCAUCGUGACUCGGAUUUAUACACGGAUCGCGCGAGCUUGUGUCUGGCUUUUGCUUCACGUGUUUGGAUUGGUGGUGGGAAUGAGGGCGUGUUUUUGGGCUUGCGCUGUCGGGCUUGAGUGUUUCUCGACGUGACAACUGUCUGCGAAGACUGGAUCGACUUGCCAUGACUCAAUGUGAUACGACAUAAUUCGAAUGGAAAGUAUUGGAUGUGUUGCUGGAAUGCUGCUUUCAGAGGGAGUGCGAUGGGGCAAAAUGAGAGAGGGAUAGGGUGCUGUGUUGGGGGAUAGUGGAACAAGCUGUCAAACUUGGAGACUUUUUAGGAGUGCUGGUCGAUAGAUGGACUGAAAGAGCAUAAUCUGUCUGUACGUAGCUGUAUAAUGGUAGCUAUCAAUUCGUAAUAUAUCUACGAUAAAAGAACGAGUUCUGCAGAUUUGAUCUGAC
Messenger RNA from Aspergillus wentii DTO 134E9, 1119 nucleotides. RefSeq lists its product as uncharacterized. The record is from RefSeq and is a predicted model, not a curated record. Bases 436 to 810 code for a protein of 124 amino acids. The transcript has a single exon. NCBI's taxonomy places the organism in Eukaryota, Fungi, Ascomycota, Eurotiomycetes, Eurotiales, Aspergillaceae.